Messenger RNA from Malania oleifera, 1251 nucleotides. Its product is annotated as rRNA 2'-O-methyltransferase fibrillarin 2-like. Bases 148 to 1077 code for a protein of 309 amino acids. Lineage: Eukaryota; Viridiplantae; Streptophyta; Magnoliopsida; Santalales; Ximeniaceae. Gene Ontology annotation, biological process: rRNA methylation; box C/D sno(s)RNA 3'-end processing. Gene Ontology annotation, molecular function: histone H2AQ104 methyltransferase activity; rRNA methyltransferase activity; RNA binding. The transcript has 7 exons. Gene Ontology annotation, cellular component: small-subunit processome; nucleolus; box C/D methylation guide snoRNP complex. The record is from RefSeq and is a predicted model, not a curated record.
AUUUUCGAACAGCAACCAAAGGAGGUCAAAACCCUAGCCUUAAAACGGAGCCAAUAUAAACCCUAGUCGGUUCUCAAUGUGUAAGCGCCUCUUCUCAGUGUAGAGCUCUUGCAUCUCUCCGUUGUGCUUCAACCAGCCCCAGCAGGAAUGAGAACUCCAGUCGGAAGAGGUCGUGGGGGAUUCAGGGGCCGUGGUGAUGGAGGAAGAGGCAGAGGAAGAGGUGGUGGCGGGGGAAGAGGUAUGAGUGACAGUGGCAGAGGUGGUGGCAUGAGGGGCCGAGGUGUUGGAAGAGGUGGCCGUGGCGGAGGGAGAGGCCGUGGUGGUCGUGGUGGUGGUGGGAUGAAAGGUGGGAGUAAGGUUGUGGUUGAGCCUCAUAGGCACGAUGGAGUGUUCAUUGCCAAGGGAAAAGAAGAUGCUCUUGCAACUAAGAAUAUGGCACCGGGUGAAGCAGUGUACAAUGAGAAGAGAAUCUCUGUCCAGAAUGAAGAUGGAACUAAGAUUGAAUAUAGGGUAUGGAACCCCUUCCGUUCAAAGCUGGCAGCUGCCAUUCUAGGAGGUGUUGAUGAUAUCUGGAUUAAACCUGGUGCUCGAGUUCUGUACCUUGGUGCUGCUUCUGGUACCACCGUCUCUCAUGUGUCUGAUAUUGUUGGUCCUUUGGGAGUGGUUUAUGCUGUAGAAUUUUCACAUAGAAGUGGUCGAGACUUGGUUAACAUGGCAAAGAAGCGAACAAAUGUUAUACCCAUCAUAGAAGAUGCUAGGCAUCCGGCCAGGUACCGAAUGCUGGUUGGCAUGGUGGAUGUGAUAUUUUCUGAUGUUGCUCAGCCUGAUCAGGCAAGGAUCUUAGCAUUGAAUGCAUCAUAUUUUCUGAAAGCUGGAGGCCAUUUUGUAAUUUCUAUCAAGGCAAAUUGCAUCGACUCCACUGUUCCUGCCGAGGCAGUGUUUGCACAGGAAGUGAAGAAGUUGCAGGCAGAGCAGUUCAAGCCUUCUGAACAGGUUACUUUAGAGCCUUUUGAGCGCGACCAUGCUUGUGUGGUUGGUGGCUACCGAGUGCCAAAGAAACAAAAAACUGCUGCUUAGGAAAUGUAGCAUUCUUGUCUGAUCAAUCCCUUCUUUCAUUGGGAGAACAGAACUUUGAGGAUUAUGCCUAUUUUGAUGAUUUUUUCCUCAUUUGUGCUUAGGUUGUUGGUAGCAUGUUGUUCAUGUUGUCAAACUUUUCAUAUUGAGUUUAAUAUAUAAUAGGCUUGUUGAGAA